This is a messenger RNA of Chinchilla lanigera (long-tailed chinchilla), 1522 nucleotides long. It is a transcript of the gene Metap2, whose product is annotated as methionyl aminopeptidase 2. The transcript has 11 exons. Gene Ontology annotation, biological process: proteolysis. Lineage: Eukaryota; Metazoa; Chordata; Mammalia; Rodentia; Chinchillidae. The record is from RefSeq and is a predicted model, not a curated record. The coding region runs from base 73 to 1506 and encodes 477 amino acids. Gene Ontology annotation, molecular function: metalloaminopeptidase activity.
CGUGGGGGAGGGAGUGAAGGAGGAGCGCGCCCUCGCCGCGCCGUCUCGCGCCCUCGCGCUCUCUCCGGCAUCAUGGCGGGCGUGGAGGAGGCAGAGGCCUCCGGGAGCCACUUGAAUGGCGACCUGGACCCGGACGACCGGGAAGAGGGAGCUGCCUCUACGGCCGAGGAAGCAGCCAAGAAGAAGAAGCGGAAGAAGAAGAAGAGUAAAGGGGCUGGUGCAGGGCAGCAAGAACUUGAUAAGGAAUCAGGAGCCUCUGUGGACGAGGUUGCAAAACAGUUGGAAAGACAGGCACUGGAGGAGAAAGAAAGAGAUGACGACGAUGAAGAUGGAGAUGGUGAUGCAGAUGGAGCAACUGGAAAGAAGAAAAAGAAGAAGAAGAAGAAGAGAGGACCAAAAGUCCAGACGGACCCGCCCUCGGUGCCGAUCUGUGACUUGUACCCUAGUGGCGUGUUCCCGAAGGGGCAGGAGUGCGAGUACCCACCCACGCAAGACGGGCGAACAGCUGCUUGGAGAACUACAAGUGAAGAAAAGAAAGCAUUAGAUCAGGCUAGCGAAGAGAUUUGGAAUGAUUUUCGAGAAGCUGCGGAAGCACAUCGGCAAGUUAGAAAAUACGUUAUGAGUUGGAUCAAGCCUGGGAUGACAAUGAUAGAAAUCUGUGAGAAGCUGGAGGACUGUUCUCGCAAGCUUAUAAAAGAGAACGGCUUGAACGCGGGACUGGCGUUUCCGACUGGGUGUUCUCUCAAUAACUGUGCCGCUCACUACACGCCCAACGCAGGGGACACCACGGUGUUACAGUACGAUGACAUCUGUAAGAUCGACUUCGGAACGCAUAUAAGCGGUAGGAUAAUUGACUGUGCUUUUACUGUCACUUUUAAUCCCAAAUAUGAUAUAUUAUUAAAAGCUGUAAAAGAUGCCACUAAUACUGGAAUAAAGUGUGCUGGCAUCGACGUCCGUCUGUGUGAUGUGGGUGAGGCCAUCCAGGAAGUUAUGGAGUCCUAUGAAGUGGAAAUAGACGGGAAGACAUACCAAGUGAAGCCCAUCCGCAAUCUGAACGGACACUCAAUUGGGCCGUACAGAAUACACGCGGGGAAGACCGUGCCCAUCGUGAAGGGCGGCGAGGCCACGAGGAUGGAGGAAGGAGAAGUGUAUGCCAUUGAGACCUUCGGGAGCACAGGAAAGGGUGUUGUUCACGACGACAUGGAGUGUUCGCAUUACAUGAAAAAUUUUGAUGUUGGGCACGUGCCAAUAAGGCUCCCAAGAACAAAACACUUGUUAAACGUCAUCAAUGAGAACUUCGGCACCCUUGCCUUCUGCCGCCGAUGGCUGGAUCGCCUGGGAGAAAGUAAAUACUUGAUGGCGCUGAAGAACCUGUGUGACUUGGGCAUCGUAGACCCGUACCCACCACUGUGUGACAUUAAAGGGUCAUACACAGCGCAGUUCGAACACACUAUCCUGCUGCGUCCGACUUGUAAAGAAGUUGUCAGCAGAGGAGAUGACUAUUAAACUUAGUCCAAAGCCA